This is a messenger RNA of Caenorhabditis elegans, 1050 nucleotides long. The record is from the annotation of a RefSeq genome assembly. Lineage: Eukaryota; Metazoa; Nematoda; Chromadorea; Rhabditida; Rhabditidae.
AAAAUGAUAAUUCAAAAAAUUUCAGAAUCCAAAGAUGCCUUCUGGAAAAAAACGUCUGGCGACUAUGGAUCUGCAAAAAAAUCAAAAAGAAAAAAAAAAAGAAUUUCCAGCGAAGAACGCGGCCUUCUCAACAAAGUGAAACCGUCACAUCCGCCUCCAGUCAUCAACGGAAGAGCCUAUGCCUUCUUCCUGGCGGCAAGUGCAAUCUAUCCACACGACCUGAUCCUAGAUGACUUCUCACCACGGUCACCAAGCGUCUACAAGACAUAGGUUGAGGAUCAGAUGGAGUACAAGGCUUGCUCGUAUUAUCUUGUGUAUUCCGAUUCUACCACGCCAAAGGAACCAAGAAUGCGAAAACAGAUCUAUUACGUGAUGGACGCGCAUACCAAGACAAUUAUAAGUCACGCAUUGGUACUCUACGACUAUUUGUACGACGGCUGUCUUCCAAAUCUGAAAGUUUUUCAGUACAAGCCCAUUAAUAGAAGCGACUUCCCAAUCCAGAAUCAAAAUGGCUAUGAUGUUCCGGGUGAAAACGACAAAUUCCCAUUCAAGAUGCCAGCUGAAACAGCAACGGAUGGAGCUUGUCGAUUUGAACUUUUGGAAAGACAGCAAUUGGCAACUCCACUACUUGGUCAAUCAAUGCGGUUUCAGCGAACAACUUGGGUGUCUAAACCCCAAAGUUCCGAAACUUCCACCAAUCAUCGCUCAGAAACAGUGCGCCCAAAUGCUAUGGGAUCCACAGUCUCCUCAGCUGGAAAUCGGUUUGUUGGCGCGAUUCUCGUGCAUUGCGUGGGAAUUCGAGAAAUAUCCGAAAACGCAAAAUUUUGUGUUUUUUCUUCAUUUUUUAAUUUCAUCAAGUUCAAUCGAAGACUAUAUUUCAAAUGGAAAACAGUUUUAAACCGAAAAUUGAUAAUGAACAUGAAAAUUUCGAUAAAAACUCAAUUUUUGGUUGAUUUUACUUUUCUAGGCAGUGUCUUUAUUUUUGCAUUAAAUUCGGAAUUUCUUUUUUCUCCACCUUCCUUUCAGUCAUAUGAACAAUCGCUAGCUAAG